GCACUUUUUCCGUAGAUGUCAGGUAUUUAUCGCAAUAGCUUUGCACUUCAUUUAGCAAGCGUCCCUUAGCAAGUUCCUUGGUAGCAAGAUAUUGCGCAGCGGCUUGCGCCAACCGCUGCGCUAGCUACAGGGUCUUUAUCCUUCUAGGUACAAGCAAAAGGCCAACCAGCCCGUGAAGCCCAGCAAGCCUAGGAGAAACAGCCGUGGCCUGCGGAGACCCAGCGAACCUGACAGGAAGGCGCGAAACUCCAGCGUGUCCGUGGGCGUGCCCUUGGACCGCUCGGACUUCACGGAGAGCAUGAACGAGAUGGAGGAGGAGUUUUCGGUGGCCGUAUCUCCGAAGCUAAUCGUCAUGUUCGUCAUGCACAUGAGCGUCAUGCUGCUCGUGCUCUACUACUUCUACCGCUACCUGGUGCAUUUCAUGGUGGUCAUGUUCGCGAUGGCGUCAGCUGUCGCCCUGAUUUCCUGCCUGGAGCCACUCGUCAGCCUGAUCAACAUCGGGACAUCACAGGUGCCGAAGCAAGUGGCGGCAUGCUGCCAAACGCGCAUGGAGGUGAGGCAGCUGGCGCUGCUGGCGUUCGGUAUGUCCGUGGCCACUGCUUGGUUCCUGUUGCGCCGCAACGACACCUUCGGCUGGAUCCUUCAGGAUCUACUCGGCGUCGCCUUCUGCAUCAACAUGCUCAAGAGCUUCCACUUGCCCAACCUCAAGCUGCUGGCCUUGCUCUUGACGCUCCUGCUGGUCUAUGACGUGUUCUUCGUCUUCAUUACGCCGUUCUUGCGCGCGAACCGCGAAAGCGUGAUGGUCGAAGUGGCCAAAGGUUCCGGCGUCAAGGAGGUGCUGCCAAUGGUUAUCAAGUUCCCGAGGAUUUACCGGAGCAUCUACUCCAAAUGCUUCCAGAUGAAGUUCUCCAUUUUGGGCCUCGGGGACAUACUGGCGCCAGGCAAGCAACUUGGGCGUGAUGACAAACUAUUCGAGGGUUUUGGUUGCGGCUGUCAAAAAGUCUAA
Messenger RNA from Dermacentor andersoni, 1006 nucleotides. Its product is annotated as signal peptide peptidase-like 2B. Lineage: Eukaryota; Metazoa; Arthropoda; Arachnida; Ixodida; Ixodidae. Gene Ontology annotation, biological process: membrane protein proteolysis. Gene Ontology annotation, molecular function: aspartic endopeptidase activity, intramembrane cleaving. The record is from RefSeq and is a predicted model, not a curated record. Gene Ontology annotation, cellular component: Golgi-associated vesicle membrane; cytoplasmic side of endoplasmic reticulum membrane; lumenal side of endoplasmic reticulum membrane.